UGGAAGUUUUGUUACUGCCUGUUAUCUUCAAGUGGCAGUGAUAAUAACAAGAUCUUGUAAACUUGAGGGCUAGUACGCAGCAGAGAAAGUUUCUCACCCACAAAUAGCAAGAGGAUAAGUGCCUUUGUUUUCCGAACAUAUUGUUUGAGUUUGUCUUGUACUUCAGUGCUUUAUAACAAACAUAUGGCCUCUCAGAGAACUCUUCUUUGUAUUAUAGGGGGUCUCACUCACAUUUUAUCUUGGAUAGAAUCACUGAGAUUCAGUUUAUGGUCCUAUAAACUGCAACCUUAAUUGCUCAGAGGCACCAUAUAAGACUGAGAGAGACUCCGAGGACACCAUGUACUUAAAAGGAUAGGAAAACUAAGCUAUUGGCAUGCUGUGGUUUCUGUCCAAGAAAUAUUUUCAGGUCCUACUUAAAUAAGAAUACCAAACACUUUGUUUCUGACUGUGCAUCUAGAUUUCUAGUCUCAAAAUUAAGAACAUGAAGUGGCCAUCAAGAAAAGGAGAUAUAGUGUGGCAUCUCAAAUUUUUUCAAGAAAUUUGGAAAAACGUACAUGUUUGGCUCCAGGAGAUGCCUAAGCAGGUAGCUUUCUUCUCUGGACAUAUCGCGCAAGUUGUUCAUGAUACAUGCAUUAUGAUAAAAUUACUGAUUUUCAAUAUCUUAUCAAAGUCUGUAUUCCCUGAGAUUAGCAUGAUUAAACUAUAAUUUAAGACCUUACUGCAUGCUUACUGUAUUUUCAGUAUUCUAUUAAUUUUGCUCCAUUCCUUAGGCCCUAUAUGUUGAAUUGGGAACAGAAUUACCUUUUUUCUUCAGUGUACCAAGUACUCUUUAUGAAAUCACUUGUAUUUAAAACUUCCAGUGCAGAGAUUCUGAGCACUAUAAUAUGAUGGUAGCACUUCGUUGUACAGCAAGACAAUACAUUGCUAAUAAGUCUUAAUUUUUUAAAUGUGUUUUACAGGUUAUCUGAGAUGGUGAAUUGAAGAACUAAGUUUUUUCCAAGAUGAACAAAGUAAAAACAACAUCAGAGAAAAGAAGCAGACACUGCCAGAUAUGUUACCUCAAAGAUCCUUCAUCUGGCUCAGAGUCAAGGAAAAAAUAAUCUCUUGGACUUUCAGAAAAAACCAGGAAGGAAAUGACUGCCAAAGGUUCCCCAGCAAUAGAAGUUAUCCUCUCAACAUUAGAGAAUACAAGAGAUCUUCAGACUACUCUAAAUAUAUUAAAUAUCCUCACUGAAUUGGUGUCAGUUGGUGGUGGUCGGAAAGCAAGUGUCUUAGUUUCUAAAGGAGGGACGCAGAUCUUGUUGCAGUUACUUUUGAGUGCCAGCAAAGACUCCCCACCCAAUGAGGAGUUAAUGGUGCAGCUUCAUUCCCUUCUUGCAAAAAUUGGUCCAAAAGAUAAAAAAUUUGGAGUAAAAGCUAGAAUCAGUGGCGCUCUAAACAUAUCUCUGAAUUUGGUGAAACAGAAUUUGCAGAACCACAGGUUAAUCCUGCCAUGUCUUCAAGUACUAAGAGUAUACUCAACCAACUCUGUAAAUGCAGUAUCCUUGGGGAAAAAUGGAGUUGUGGAACUGAUGUUCAAGAUCAUUGGCCCUUUUAGUAAAAAGAAUACUGGCCUUAUGAAGGUUGCUUUAGACACACUUGCUGCAUUGCUAAAAUCAAAAACGAAUGCCAGGAGAGCGGUAGACAGAGGAUAUGUCCAUGUGCUUUUAACAAGUUAUGUAGAUUGGCACCGUCAUGAUAAUCGACACAGACACAUGCUGAUCCGCAAAGGAAUUUUACAGUGUAUUAAAAGUGUUACAAAUAUCAAGUUGGGAAGGAAAGCGUUUAUUGAUGCCAAUGGGAUGAAAAUUCUUUACAACACUUCCCAAGAUUGCCUUGCUGUGAGAACUCUUGAUCCUCUAGUCAACACAUCAAGUCUUAUAAUGAGAAAAUGUUUUCCUAAAAACCGUCUUCCACUACCAACUAUUAAAAGUGUUUUUCAUUUCCAACUACCAGUUAUCCCUAUUAGUGGUCCUGUGGCUCAGCUGUACAGUUUGCCUCCUGAAGUGGAUGACGUAGUAGAUGAAAGUGAUGACAAUGACGACAUCGAAACAGAAAGUGAGAUUGAAAAUGAAAAUGAAGAUGACAAGGACCACCUCUUUAAGAACGACGAUAUAGAGACUGAUAUUAAUAAACUGAAACCAAGGCAAGAAUUGGGACGACCCGUAGAAGAACUAAAAAUGUAUGAACAAUUUUUCCCAGAACUUUCAGAUAACUUCAAGGACUAUGACUUAGUCUCCAAGGAACCAAAGCCUUUUGCAUCUGAUGCAAAUCUAGGUGGACCUAUUGUUGUUCCUACGGCAGGAGAGGAGCAGUCUGUAGAAGCAAAUCACUCAGUCAAGGGAAUUACUGUGAAAGAGAGCAAUCACUUGCAAGCAGAGGAGUGUAAUAGAAGGCCAGCCUUUUUGGAUCUGCCAAAGAAAGAUCGCAAGAAAGACAAUAGCUUACAGCAGCAAAGCGAUCAAAAGAAACUGCUUUCGUCAUGUCAGUGCCUAAGCUAUGAAAUAGUGAAAGGCUUGGACAGGAUCACUUUGCAGAAUACUUCAAAAAAUGAACAGUAUUACAAAACAGGGUGCGUAAUGAAGAAAGAAAGCAAAACUAGCCUUACCUCACUCACUUGUAAUAAACCUUGCCAGCAUGUUUCAUCUUGCGGAAGUGUUCUGUUUGAGGGACGAUCUGUCCAGCUGGGAAAGCUGUGCUUCACGGGUGUUGAUACCGAGGAAGAGGAUGAUUCCAGCUCGCAUUCGUCAGGGGAGCAAGUGAUGCUUGAGGUGCCUGAUAUAUUGCCACUCCAUGACCCUGAUCUUUAUAUUGAGAUUGUGAAAAACACAAAGUCUGUCCCUGAAUAUUCAGAAGUGGCUUACCCAGAUUACUUUGGUCACAUUCCACCUCCAUUUAAGGAGCCUAUCUUAGAAAGACCUUAUGGUGUGCAGAGGACAAAAAUAUCCCAAGAUAUUGAAAGACUGAUUCAUCAGAAUGAUAUUAUAGACAGAGUCAUGUAUGACCUUGAUAAUCCCAGUUAUUCAGUGCCAGAAGAGGGGGAGAUUUUGAAGUUCAACUCCAAAUUUGAGUCUGGAAAUCUGCGCAAAGUUAUUCAAAUUAGAAAAAACGAGUAUGAUCUCAUUCUGAACUCAGAUAUAAACAGCAAUCACUAUCACCAAUGGUUUUAUUUUGAAGUCAGUGGAAUGCGGCCAGGCAUUGGUUACCGGUUUAACAUCAUCAACUGUGAAAAGUCGAACAGUCAGUUUAAUUAUGGUAUGCAGCCCCUCAUGUAUUCUGUUCAGGAGGCAUUACAUUCCAGGCCAUGGUGGACUCGUGUUGGGACAGAUAUUUGUUACUAUAAGAAUCACUUUGCUAGAAGUUCAAUUGCUGCUGGUGGUCAGAAAGGAAAAUCCUAUUACACAAUUACAUUCACAGUGAACUUCCCACACAAGGAUGAUGUCUGCUACUUUGCUUACCACUAUCCAUAUACGUAUUCGACUUUAAGGAUGCAUCUUCAGAAAUUGGAAUCCAUGCACAACCCUCAGCAGAUCUAUUUUCGACAAGAUACUCUGUGUGAGACCCUGUCUGGGAACAGCUGCCCUUUAGUCACUAUCACAGCCAUGCCGGAGUCGAAUUACUAUGAACAUAUCUGUCAGUUCAGGAAUCGUCCUUACAUUUUCUUAUCUGCUCGUGUACAUCCUGGAGAGACUAAUGCAAGUUGGGUUAUGAAGGGAACAUUGGAAUAUCUUAUGAGUAAUAACCCCACUGCCCAGAGUUUACGAGAAUCCUAUAUUUUUAAAAUUGUCCCUAUGCUCAACCCAGAUGGUGUCAUCAAUGGGAACCAUCGCUGUUCUUUAAGUGGGGAGGACUUGAACAGACAGUGGCAAAACCCAAACCCAGACCUUCAUCCCACAAUUUACCAUGCCAAGGGCUUACUACAAUAUUUGGCUGUUAUAAAACGUUUGCCUCUGGUUUACUGUGAUUAUCAUGGUCAUUCUCGUAAAAAGAAUGUAUUCAUGUAUGGCUGCAGCAUCAAAGAGACAGUGUGGCACACUAAUGUUAGCGCUGCCUCUUGUGACCUGAUUGAGGACCUUGGUUAUAGGACUCUUCCUAAGAUUCUCAGUCACAUUGCCCCAACAUUCAGCAUGAGCAGCUGCAGUUUUGUAGUGGAAAAGUCCAAGGAAUCGACAGCACGUGUAGUUGUCUGGAGAGAGAUAGGAGUACAAAGGAGUUACACAAUGGAGAGCACGUUAUGCGGCUGUGAUCAGGGCAAAUAUAAGGGGUUACAGAUAGGGACACGAGAACUGGAAGAGAUGGGAGCCAAAUUCUGUGUUGCCUUACUGCGUUUGAAAAGACUGACCUCUCCACUGGAAUUCAAUCUGCCUUCUAGCCUCCUUGACAUUGAAAAUGAGUUGAUUGAAUCAAGCUGUAAAGUAACAAGCCCCACUACAUAUGUUCUGGAUGAAGAUGAGCCUCGCUUCCUUGAAGAAGUUGAUUACAGUGCAGAGAGUAAUGAUGAGCAAGACAUUGAAUUGGCUGAUAAUGCAGGUGAUUAUGAACCCUCUGUUCAGGAAGAGGGGCUUUCUGACUCAGAAAUGACAAGGACACACCUGCCUUGAGCCAUCUUCGUAGACGCAAAGAAGAAAAUGAAUAUCCUGGUUUUUAGUGGACAGGAAACAUGGAAGUAUCUGGCUUUCAAGAGGGUUGGCUCAAAGAGACAGAAGUAAUUGAAGCCAGUUUAGCUGAAAGACAAUAAAUGUGUUUCUGAUUUAUGAUAAUAUUGGCAUUUGUUUUAUUUAAGGAAUUCAGUGCCUUCAUUUGGCACUGACUAUAUCAAACAAUUGCUUUACUAUUUCAUUUUCUACCAAGUAUUGUUGCAUGGCUUUUUGUGUCCUUAACCCUCUAUAAUCUCCAACAAAUGGAUUAUAAAUUGUAGUGUGUCGGUUACAGAAAUUAAUAUUAAAAUUCCUUGUGGUACAUACCUUUGAGUUUCUUCCUGAAAAAUACAUAUGUACAGGUUUUUUAAUUAAUUUGUGUGUUUAUUGAGGCUGAGGUUUUUCUUCAGAAUUAUGUUAAAUGUUUGAUUGUUUGAAGUAAUGCAGAGCUUGCUUUGAAACAGUUUCAUUCUACAGUUACUAAAUUAAACAAAAAUGAAAAUUUGAUCAAUUGUUGCGCUUGUUUCUUGAUCCUUUUAAUACACUGAGGUGUUAUAGUUUUACAGCAGCCAUGAUUUAAAAUAUACAAUGAUCUAAAUUGCCUUUUUAAAAAAUAAAGUUAUUCUUGCAAGAGGGUUCGGUUAGUCCACUAGUCAGAAGCAUUUUAUGGUGGCUACUGCACCUGCACCUACUACGAAUUUUAUGUUUGCAUAAAACUCUUCCCUGAAACACAGCAUCUCAGGUGAAGAGAGAGUGUUCAUCUCCACAAUCAGUUAAUAUUUAGCUUUGGAAACAAGUUUACUCAGUGACAAGAAUUGGCUAAAUGUGUAUACUGUCUGUAUAUUUUGCUACCUAUUUGUUAACAACUUUUCUUAUUUAAUAUUCUUGUCAAAUUCUUGUAUUGUCAAAAUGAGUUCAGUUCAUUCUGGACAUGUUUUUUAAGGGGAAAGGUGGUAUCCAUUUUGGUUUAGAGCAGGGGUCGGCAACCUUUCAGAAG
Messenger RNA from Terrapene triunguis (Three-toed box turtle), 5673 nucleotides. It is a transcript of the gene AGTPBP1, whose product is annotated as ATP/GTP binding protein 1. Gene Ontology annotation, biological process: proteolysis; protein side chain deglutamylation; C-terminal protein deglutamylation. NCBI's taxonomy places the organism in Eukaryota, Metazoa, Chordata, Testudines, Emydidae. The coding region runs from base 1134 to 4640 and encodes 1168 amino acids. The transcript has 25 exons. The record is from RefSeq and is a predicted model, not a curated record. Gene Ontology annotation, molecular function: zinc ion binding; metallocarboxypeptidase activity.